This is a messenger RNA of Eremomyces bilateralis CBS 781.70, 2800 nucleotides long. RefSeq lists its product as uncharacterized. The record is from RefSeq and is a predicted model, not a curated record. NCBI's taxonomy places the organism in Eukaryota, Fungi, Ascomycota, Dothideomycetes, Eremomycetales, Eremomycetaceae. Gene Ontology annotation, cellular component: nucleus. Gene Ontology annotation, molecular function: zinc ion binding; DNA-binding transcription factor activity, RNA polymerase II-specific; DNA binding. The coding region runs from base 109 to 2325 and encodes 738 amino acids. The transcript is spliced from 2 exons. Gene Ontology annotation, biological process: DNA-templated transcription; regulation of DNA-templated transcription.
UGCCACUGGGGACAUGAAGUUGAGCCGAAGCUUCCGAAUAAUCAUGAAUGCUAUCGCAUUGUCCGGAUCCAGACGCUACCAUAUCGCACAUGGUCCGCCUCCUUGACCAUGGCACAGACCGACGAAGUCCAAUGGAGCCGUUCUCAAUUUCCAUGGCAGACGAUUCCACGCGCCUGUCAGGAAUGCCACCGGAAGAAAACGAAAUGCGAUAUGUCACGGCCGGCCUGUGGACUGUGUCGUCGGACUGGCAGCAAAUGUUACUUUCCCAUCAAGCGAAAGCCUCCAUCUACCAGCAACAAGAGACGGAAAACCGGCCUGCGUGAGGUGGAAGGCAACAUGGAUCGGCUGCUGAGCGUCCUCAAGUCUCCCCGCGCUACCUACCUGCUUCGCGAACAUGGCCUUGUCCCAAAUCCGUCGCCGAGUCCGGGUGAAAUCCGUGAUCAUGAUCUCGUGUCGAAUCUGUCUCCUAGAUCUGGUGACGCUCGCCAUCAUGGUCUCGUUUCGAAUCUAUCUCCUACGGCCGGUGACGCAGUUGCCCCAGACGUUGUUUUGGCCGACUCGCCAUCGCAAUCAGACUUGGAAACCGUUUUCGCCCAUGAUCUCGCGAGCCUGGACGGCUCAUCAGUGAGCGUGAGCCAGUUGGACAAUGGCACUGGCGAGAAUGUGGCAGGAUCGGAUGUCCCCGCUUCGACCAACAAGCAAGCACAGGCCCCAACCAAGUUGACCACCGAAGCACGCGUGUCCUGUGAUGUGGCAAUGCACUUGGUGGAAGUAUUCUUUCUGCAUAUCCAGCCAUGGCUGCCACUUCUCCACCGGCCUCGCUUCACGGCGUACUGUUCUCAGCAUCUCAGUCACGAGCCCGAUGCUCUGUCUAAGUUGCCUGUCGACAUGAAACUAUUGCUCUACAGUCUUUUUGCCCUGUCUGCGCGCCACUCUAAUUCACCUCAUUUCGACCUCAUCGAUCCGCGAGACCGAGAUGAACCGUUUAUGAAGGCAGCACGCCAUGCCUAUGCCGAGGCACGAUCCACCAAAAUAUCUUCACUACAGUAUGUGCAAGGUUGCAUCUUGCUCGCUUUCAACGACUACACCUCGGAGCUGAAUGCUCAAAGCUGGAUCCUCACUGGCGUUUGCGUCCGGCUGGCCUACGAAAUGGAACUGUUCGAAAUCGACGACCCCGAUUCUGAAGAUCCGCAACUGGACUCAACACAGAAGGAGGAGAUGCGUCGCGCCUGGUGGCUGAUAUGGGAGCUGGACACGUUCGGCUCCAUGGUUAGCCAAAGACCAUUCGCAGUGGACCGUCACCAGUUUUCUGUCAACCUGCCAGUAUCGGACAACGCCUGGUUCUCCGGAAAUAUGUGUCAAUCUGCCCUGCUUAUGACAUCUCAUCAUCAGUGUUGGAAAUCCCUCCAGGCUGCAGAGAAUCAGGAUCCUCGCGCAUGGUUCUUAGUGGCCAACCACCUUCUUUCACUGGUCUAUCAAGAACUGAAUAAAAAAAAGCAAGACCUCACGGAAGUGAAAUAUGUCUUAGAAGUUAGUGUGAACUGCUUCAGACUCUCACUGCCUCCCGAGUUCAACAUUUCGACCAACCUGCCGACAUUCGACCAACAAUCAUUUGGGACCUCUAAUUGGAUCAUGGGGACCCAUCUGCUCCUGAACCAGGCAUACGCAAUGAUUGAGAUGAUGCCACUUAACAACGAUGAAGGGCCGAGCUCUCUUUCCUGCUCAAGCCAAGUUGUCGAACAUGCCAGCAGUGCACAUGCAAAGUCGUUUACGCGAAUCAUUACGCGAUGGCCAACAGACUAUCUUGUGGCAGCGCAUCCUUUUUUUCUUUGCAUGAUGCUACCUAUCCAUUUUCCAAUGGAUAUCUCAACAGCCCUGGCAAAAGUGGCGAGAGAUUUUGAGGCUAUAGGGCGAUUGGCAGAACUGAUCUUCGCCCAUUUUGCCGGGAAGUGGAAACUUGCAUCUGAAACAUUAGCUGUACUCCAGAUGAUGUGCCUCCAGGGCGGCGGCACGGCAGACCAUGCGCUUGUCAAGCGCUUCUCUGUGUUCUUUCCGAGGCGCAAGGGGGCUGGCAGCAAUCGUCCCUCGAACGUGUCCCAGCCCGGCACCCAAGUACAUGGUCUCGACUACGCUGAAACAGUGCUCGAGGGAUACAAUUUUUUUGGACAAAUCGACUGGCCUGCUGAUAUUGAUAACAUGAACGAGAUUCCCCCUUCCUUAGAGGACAAGUAUAGCCAGCUUCCGGGACCACCUGAGGCGCCAGCAUACGAGCAGCCUUUGCAUGAACGUAGAACUCCCGUGCUUUCUGCAGACUUUCAGUUAUAAUGCAGACUGGUGGGGGGGUUUAUACCAGUACAAGUAAGGGUCUACAUGAUUCCAGGCAGUAUCUCCGGGGUUGAAGGCUGGUACUCAGGUCAGGACAUGAUUGGGGACUCCCCCAGUCUGUAUUAUAUCUUAAAUUCUACGGUAAUUCACCGCCUGUUGAUCAAGCAACAGGAGUUCAGUGACCUAGUUGGCUCUACUCUUGUACCCAGACCGAACCGUAUCUAGGACAAACUAGUUGACAUGACUAAUAGAACAUCAAAAAUUCCAUUCCAUUCUCUGGAAACCCCCCAAAAGCACUUCAGAGCUUGCUUUGCGCUGCUUCCGCGGCGCCGAGCCUGAAGUUCUCAUAUUCCUUCAGACACUCUGGAUUUAUCGCGGUUCGCGCUUCACCGACGGAUUUCCCGGCCACAAUAUCCCUCACUAGAUUCUCAAUACGCUUUCCGUUCACGGUAUAGGGAAUACCGUGCACCUCGUG